Molecule: messenger RNA, 3246 nt
Organism: Suillus subalutaceus
Lineage: Eukaryota; Fungi; Basidiomycota; Agaricomycetes; Boletales; Suillaceae
Exons: 4
Coding region: 157-3141 (994 amino acids)
Source: RefSeq, a predicted model, not a curated record
UUUGAAUGGGACAGUUGCGUUUUAACGCAGGAGAUAUCACUGAGGAGCUAUAUACGCGCUGUCUACUACGACGACCGUUCAUCACUCUGGCGUCACUCAAAAACGCGAGAUUUCUCAUUCGGUUCCCUCGCUGAGAUCCAAGCCAUAAGUUAAACCAUGCCCUCGUUCUUGAACAAGGUCUUUGGCAGAAAGACAAGUGAUGAUAGAAUCCAAGCAAAGCUUCAGGACUCUAACGACAACGGCUUACUGGACGGAAAAUACGAGGCUGUUUCUCCACCGAACUUUACCGCUCCCAAUAUUAACACCUUGUCAAAGGUUCAGACGGGAAAAGAUCAUGCAGGAUUCUCGUUGUUUAGGCCAAAAUCUCGUUUUACCCCCCCUCACUCUUCGCACAAACGCACGGAGAACCUUCCUCAAUUGUCACUCCAACUUCCGAGUCUGAAAGACAAUGCAGAGUCUCUCGAACUCGGCGUUUUCGAAGUUGAUCCCGAAUCUCAAAGGAUUCUCGAUGACUCUGUCCUCGGUGCAAGGCUCCUGAAUCCUUUGGAAGCCCUCAUACUUGUUCGAGCCUGUGCCCAGACUAUCACUGAGCGAGGCUUAGAAACCCUCGGAAUCAUGCACCCUCAUUGGCACUCCGCGUCACCCGAUAUUCAACGAAAGCUAAUCUCGCUCUUCAUCCAUUCUUUGGCUCCCAAAAGCCGCACAACCGCACUUUCUCCAACGCCUGCCGCGGCAAUAUCCGCCUUUGAGGCUGAGCUUGAGUACAUCCGCUCUCCUCACGACGUUGCAGCUGUGCUCCGUUGGGGCCUUCGUCACCUUGUGCUUGAGAAUAACUCUUUCGGCAAGGAUGUCUCUGCACCUGAAUGGGCGUGGUACAAGUCCUUUUUCGAUGCUGAAAAAGGGGCAUCGUAUCCACCCAAGAGUUUCACGGAAUUGCUCCUCCCCCAGCUCCCUCAAGCGCACAUCGAGUUGCUUCUCGCGACUGUUGACAUCAUAUCCGCAUUAGCUUCGCAUGCUGAAGCGAACAGCAUCUCUGGUAGCAAGCUUUCCAAGUUUUUGGGCUUAUGGUUACUCACCGCGACGAGGACCGAGCAAACCGACAACUGGACCACCUUUUAUGCUCGAUGGGAACGCGCUGGCCGGAUUUUGGAGCAUCUGUUCCUUGCACGAAUUAGGGAGGAAAGCUUCAACUCUCGACUGCCUACCCGACUUCAGGAACUUGUCAAGCACUAUCCAUAUUCGAGAGGGUCACGCGAUGUUGAAGAGGAUCUUCUUCCCCCUCCUCGCUUCUCUACGCGGAGCUGCAGUGUCCUCUUUGUGCGCAUAGAGGUCCUUUUGUCAGAGUCUGCACCACAGCCCAAACCAUCGCCCGUUCGCCUUCUCUUGGAUGCAUUCAACCUAUCUUCCGAAGGUGAAACCUUUGAGCAUGUUGGGUUGUGGAACGCGCUCAAGACUGCCGCCACCGAAAUUGUCUCUUCAUCCUCGGCGGCUGGUGCUCAGGAUGGCCCACAGUUCGGUCGGGUGUUCGUGGAUGAGACGAUCCACCUCCUCGCGUCCACAUCUCGUAACGCCUCUUCUCCAGUCAUGUCCCCGACAAUUGAAGUUGCAUCGCCCGUGCCCAGACGCUCUUCGCCUUUCAAGAAGGUUCUCAACCGUAGUAAGGACAAUGCUACCCACGGAAACGGAAACGGGAACGGAAACGGGAACAGUGCAACGUCUCCCGUCUCGUCUGUUUCCUCGCCAAUCAUCAGCGACUGGGCACAGUUCUCCACUAGCGGCUUCGGUGAAACAAGUACAGUCACACCACUCGCUGCAACCCUCCUCGAUACAGACAAGGAUGUUGAGAUUACAGAACCGCUCGUGUCCCCUAAGUCGAGUAAGAGAUGGGGAAGAUCACGUUCAGGACAGCGCUCUGCUGAUUCCCCAUACGAGACGAGCACCAAAGAGUCCACAGUCCUCAGCACCAAGCUCGCGAGUGUCCACAUGACACAAGUUGAUGAGGCAUUCAUCGAUUUCUGGUCCGACGCUAUCACAGACCCCAUCACGGAGAACUGGCCCUCAUUUGUUAUCUGUGGGCUGAAGCCGCUGCCUGCGAAUGAAGCUGUCAGUUGGCUCGUCGUCGAGCAGACAUAUGUACGCCAGCAGCCCGCGCGGCCCCGCCCGACGUCUCCCGAGCGGCGUGGUCGUACGUCUCCCCGCCCUUCGUUUCGCUCGGAUAUUUCUGGCACACUUGCUGCUACGAGGAAGCGAUUCAGCUUUUUUGGUGGUACGAGUAAGACGGGUUUAACGGGCAAGAAGGGUAUAAUGGGAAAGUCGCCCAAGGUCGGCGAGCUUGGUGAGAUCUUGCCUGAGGAAGAUAGAUCUGAGACGCCGACGGCUGGGACGAGUACAAGUAAGGAACUUGGACUGGGCAUCGCUGGUGCUGCCACAGUUGGUUCAGUUGCCAUAGAGGCUGUUCAACCGCUUGCACAUUCACAGGGACCUAUCCCCGAGGAAAUUGUUCAGUCACCUGCCGUAGCCGCACCCGCAGAACCUGCCCUGCAGCCUCGGGAGGACAAUGCUGCAGCAGCGCUACGUGAACAAGCCCUGGUCGAAGAAGCCAACAACGUUCUCGACAAGGAGACCCCUGAGACUGGCGAGUCUGUCGCGCUCGCAGCCAUCCCCGAUGAAUCUGUUCCAGAGUCUGAGGCUACGCUUGUCGAGGAAUCUAUUUCACAGCCCGAACCAGCGUCUCUUGCAGAACCAGAGGUCGUGUCCACAGCGCCUGAACCUGCACAUGAUAUCGAGACGUCUGUUUUUGGAACUCCAGAGUCGCCGGCAUCGGAUGAUACUCUCCCUGCAGUCCCCGUAGUAGACGACGUACCUGAGCCACUCAUCGAGCCGGAAGAACAGACCUCCAUUGUCGAGGAAACGCCCUCCGAGGUGCUCGCUAAUGAAGGCAUCGAAGAUACUCCUGAAGACGCUUCGGUUUAUGAAGCUGCCGAGGCCGAAACUCCGGAAGAAACCCCCGUAGAACCCAUACCACCCGCUGCUGAGCCGAAGCCCGUUGAAUAUACCGAUGGCGCAGCAUCCAUGGAACUACCAUCAUCUGCAGAUGCGCAGGACGACGUGAACGUCCCGGAGGAGCAUCCAUCAUAUUGAGAACAUUGUUGAAGAUCCAUCGUGAUUACCUUUUUGAUUGGUUCUUGGGUUUAUUUUAUCGUUUCAUGUUUGAACUUUGGUUGCGAAACCUCCAACUGUCCUUUG